UAACUUAGUGUUCAAGGGGAUUUAAAACUGUAAACAAUAGAUUGUUAUCGUAAAUUCAAUCUGGAAUGCCAAAUUCAAAGGGUUUCGCUCUCUGAGUUUACACUCGACGCCGUGGCCGAGGAGAAGGGUUGAUCCGAGUGUUCUGACUUCCACCGCAGUCAUGCACCCAAGCUGACUUGCUGAAAUUGUCUAGCUUGCUAACUACUUCCCGACACAAAUGAGAGAAGACGUCACUCUGACCAUUUUACUCGCCCUAGCAGAGCUGGUUAUGCGGUGUUCUUUUAUUCUGAGCGUUGGUGACUGUAACUCUGCUGCCGGCAACAAUUUAAUUACGCGUUUUUGCCGACGUUGACUGACACGGGUCAUAUUCAACAGGUGUUGAGCGUUCGUAAAUGCAUCAGUUAUUCUGCGCUCUGGCACACUCAGAGGAGAGUGCUCAGAAGUCGAUAGCCAGAUUGAAUUUACGAACACAUCCAUAGUGUGGCCAUAGGCAGACGUUGCAAUUGAAGGAUGCAUUUCACGCUAUUAAAUUGGCUACAUUUGUCGGUACAAACGUUGAUUGAAAAAAAAAAUUUGCACAACACCACUACUUGUAACCUUAACGUUUGUUCAACUGACUCUCGUAUAUGCUGAUUUAAUCGGACUUUAUUCAUAUAAUGAGUAGUCCAGGAAUGACACGAGAAAGUAGCAACUCUCCAGAUCGCAAUGAUACUCUAUGAGCAGUACCGUAUUUCAAAGAACAGCGCGCAUACAUUUUAAAUUUAACCACACCAUUGAGCUAUAACGCCAACCAAUAAGAUCCUUUCUCUUUAGUGUAAACGGAAGUGACUAAAAAGUAUUUCCACGUUAGCAUUUAUUUAGACGUGUAUUAACACUAUGAAACUCAAAAUAUCAGUCCAUUAACUGCAUAGCGUCCCAUACUUACCCAAUGUAGUUUUAAAUUCGCAUUGGUGCUAGGACUUCGUUAAUAUAUAUUAUAUAGGUAACGCUAACUAGGUAGCUGAUCACGUUAGCUAACAAUGGCUAAUGGUAUGAUUUUUCACACUCAAAUUGCCUCCAUUAUGGAGGUGCUAGCGAAUGCAGCAGUGGGAGAGAUCUGUAAACUCGUAGACGACGACUAUGCAGUGUUUCGUUUGGAAAUGUCUCAAAGCCAGAAAGAAAACAGGACAUUGCGGAGAAAACUACAGCAACUGGAACUGAAGGUGGCACGGGAGCGCGCAGAGGGGACAAUGCGAGAGCGCGUCGUCGCCAGUCGCCCCAGUAGUGUCAAGAUCCUCGACCCGUACAGAGGAAUGACAAGAGGUGAAGGACAUCUCACUGAAGGCCACAAGAGCUUUGUGAAGCCAAUGAAGAACAAUUCCUGGAGAGAUGACCAAUCAAUUACUGUUGAUGAGGGGAGUGGAACCUCAACCCAGCACGUUAUCAUGAUAGAGUCUGCAGAAGCUGAAGCUGCAGGUCCUGGGGUCAAGAUGGAGAGGUCUGAAGGAGAUGAAGACCCACAGCACAGCAGAGACAUCCAGACUGGAUCACCCUCUGUAGCCACAGAGGACCCCAUCACCGCCCCAGUGCAGCCCAGGACCCGAAGCAGCAUCACGGAGGUCAGCGGAACGCCGAACGCCGUCCUCAAGUCAAAGACAGACACCGAGACUUUAACACGAAGGCUCUUACAUACAGGAUCUGACCACCGAUCAGACCCAGAGAGACUGGGCUGUCCUCCUGCUCCCAGUUCAGAGUACUUACUGGUAUUUCACCAGAGCCAAAGAAGGGUUCAUUCCCGUGGAGAUGGUGAUGGUGACACGUUAGACACUGGUCGUGAUGAUCCGUCUUGUUCUUACGCUACAGAGAUGGACCCCGGCAACAUGCCCUUGGGUUUAGAGACACAGACUGAUUUGUCUAGAGGGGACUGGAACCAGUACAGUAGUAGUGUAUACUCUGAAGGGUGCCUAGAUAAGAAAGGGGAGGUUAUAAUCGUAGAUGAGGUAACUGUGAAAGUGGAGGGUGACUCUUCUCCCACAUUGAAUGCAGAUCGUCAUCUAGGAGACGGACACUCACAGAGCAGAGAUUUCUUAGAUUACAGGGAAAGCUUGGAGACAAAUUCAAACGUUGUGACCCACUCUCCUAUACAGUUCAGGGAUUCUGACCCAGUGUCCACGUUGAUGGAGCCUUCCGAUUCACACAGCCAUGCCAUUUUCGGUCAGGUAUUGAACUCAAAUGACAGGGCUAGAGCCCAGGUUCAGGGAGGGGGAGCAACAUCAGGCAAUGGUAAAGAGAAACUGUUCCUCUGUAUGUUCUGUAACAAAGGCUUCAGCUGCCCCCAGAAGGUGGAGAUCCACCAGAGGGUCCACACAGGGGUGAAACCCUUCAGCUGUACCCAGUGUCACAUGCGCUUCGCCCAGGCUCGUGACCUGAAGAGGCACCAGAGGGUCCACACAGGUGAGAAACCCUACAGCUGUACCCAGUGUGAGAAGAGGUUCUCCCGCCAGGACCAUCUGAAGAUGCACCUUAAGGUCCACACGGGAGAGAGGCCGUUCUCCUGUACCCACUGUGGGAAGACGUUUUCAGAGAGGAGCUACCUCAGGAUACACCAGCAAAAAAACCAUUCCACUCUAUAACAUAAAAAGUAACCAUUCUACUCGACAGCUUAGAUCAAACCCUGCAUUAAAGACGAAGAUUCAUUUUCAUAUUUGUCAGCAGAAUAGAUCCGUAGAUGCGUUUGGAAUAACAAGAGGAACCGAUAUCGGUGUUGAAUAUUCUUGUGUAGAAUAUUGCAUCCAGACAUUGUGUGAUGUAUAAGCCUACAAAGUCUGAUACAUAUUGUGUUUGUACUGUGUGCCUAUUUAAUUACUUGCAUUCAACUACCAAUUUUUUUUCCCUAGACACAUUUCAUGAGAAAAUGAAUGGAAUUGAUCAAUUUUAUGCAGAUUGUUAGUUGAGAUGUGUAUGUGUGGUUUUCAUAUGGUGUAUUUAAAACGUGUUUUAUGUUCAAUAAACACAAAAUGAGACUUUUCAUCCUAA
Messenger RNA from Oncorhynchus kisutch (coho salmon), 3015 nucleotides. RefSeq names its product hypermethylated in cancer 1 protein-like. Gene Ontology annotation, biological process: regulation of gene expression. Gene Ontology annotation, cellular component: nucleus. The record is from RefSeq and is a predicted model, not a curated record. Lineage: Eukaryota; Metazoa; Chordata; Actinopteri; Salmoniformes; Salmonidae. Bases 1020 to 2612 code for a protein of 530 amino acids. The transcript is spliced from 3 exons.